Molecule: messenger RNA, 1994 nt
Organism: Pomacea canaliculata
Lineage: Eukaryota; Metazoa; Mollusca; Gastropoda; Architaenioglossa; Ampullariidae
Product: proteasomal ubiquitin receptor ADRM1-like
Exons: 12
Coding region: 35-1315 (426 amino acids)
Biological process (GO): ubiquitin-dependent protein catabolic process
Cellular component (GO): proteasome regulatory particle, lid subcomplex; nucleus; cytoplasm
Molecular function (GO): ubiquitin binding; endopeptidase activator activity; proteasome binding
Source: RefSeq, a predicted model, not a curated record
CUCCCUUACGGAGGAGUAGUCCAUCGGCAUCAAAAUGGCGACAGCACUCUUUGGAAGCAGCGCGGGCCGCUCUCAGAGCAAAAAUCUGGUGGAAUUUCGCGCUGGAAAAAUGUACAUGAAAGGCAAGAUGGUCCACCCAGACAAAAGGAAGGGUCUAGUAUAUGUCUAUCAAUCUGAAGACUCUCUCAUGCACUUCUGUUGGAAGGACCGUUCCAGUGGUAAUGCGGAAGAGGAUUUAAUCAUUUUUCCUGACGAUGUUGAAUUCAAGCAUGUCUCACAGUGCACUACAGGCCGUGUUUAUGUGCUGAAGUUUAAAUCAUCCCUUCGCAAGUUUUUUUUUUGGAUGCAGGAACCAAAGACAGACAAGGACUCUGAGUAUUGUAAGAAAGUCAAUGACUUUCUGAACAAUCCUCCAACACCUGGUUCCUCUCGUGGGGGUGGCCUGACUUCAGAAAUGUCAGGAUUAGGAUCUAGAGGGAGAGGCCAGGAUUCACAAAUGCUGGACAGACUGCUGACUAACAUCAUUGAUGCUGACAGCGAUCUGCAAAGCAUGCUCGGAGGAAUGAGUCAGCAGCAGUUAAUGCAACUUCUUGGAGGCAUGGGCAUGGGCACCCCUGGAAACAUGUCGUCACUCAUGGGUCGCCCAGCUAGUGCUCAGUCCACGAUGUCGGAGCCACCCCUGCGUGUUUCAUCAGCUUCUGGCAGCCGUUCAUCAGGGGAGACUACUCCAACUCCUCCACGACCUAUGACUGCUGCAGCUCUGAUUAAUCCAGCUGCUGGAAGUUCAGCUGUAAGCUCUGCACCAGCCCCAGGCACAACAGCUGCAGUGCCAAGUGUUCCUGCAACAACCCCUGGUGCCCAAGCAGCAGGUGGCACAGCAUCAGGAGUCACCCGCCAGCAGAUUCAGCUGAGUGACCUUCAGAACAUCCUUUCCUCCAUGAAUGUGCCUGCUGAGGAGCCAAAAGAGAUUGUUGACCUGGCGAAGGCACUGAACCCUGAGGCCAUGCUACCCAUAUUGGCAAACCCAGAAGUGCAGCAGCGUCUGAUACCUUAUUUGCCUGAAGGAGAAUCUCUUCCUAAAACUGAAGAGGAGUUAAGGAACACUGUGUCUUCACCACAGUUCCAACAGGCUUUGACAUCAUUCAGUGCAGCGCUGCAAUCAGGGCAGAUUGGGCCACUGAUAAACCAGUUUGGUCUGGGGGAAGAUGUAGCCACUGCUGCUGCCCAAGGUGACUUGGAGGCCUUUGUAAAAGCCAUGCAGGAAGCAAUGAAGAAGAAAGAUGAGGAGAAGGAUGAAGACAGAAUGGAACAUUAAGUUCUCGAGUAUUUGGCUAAAUGUUAAUUGCUGUGCUUCUUCAUUCAUCUUGAGGUUCAGUUUAUCUGUUCUUGUAUUCAGUGAGUCUAGGUGUCUGGGGGUUUCGUGGUGGAGUGGCUUUUGCUCUUAUUCUUGUAUUUUUUGUUUUGUUUUGUUUUUUUCCUUCCUUUAUGCUUUCCUUUGGACAAGUGAAGAUUUUCAGACUGUCGUCUUUUUUUGGUUAGGGUUAGAAGACUUUGGACUAUGUACAUCAGCUAUAAAUGUAACUUUUUCUUGCUUUGUUGCAUUUUGUCUCCCUUAUAUUACUGGUGUGAUUGGUGCAGCAAUUGCUUGUUGAUGAAAUAAACUUAAUUUGGAAAAUCUGAUAGCGCUAAAUAUGGUAAAGAGCUAGUUUUCUGGGAGCAUGCUACAUUUAUCUAAGUGUUUGUGACAGAAAUGAGAAUAUAAUACUCAAGAUCAGUUUGACUGCAAAUACUUUGAUUACAGCUAUUCUUGUUUUCUCUGACACAGGAUUUGUACACAUUGAAUAGCAGUGCAUCAUGUAUUUGGUCUUUUGCAUUACCAUUUCCAUAUUGCACAUAAUUAUUGCAAUAUUGGUGCAUACCAACUUUGUAAAGAGUUAUAUUUUAAAGGUAGUAUUGUAGUCUUUAAAAAUAUUAAAAACAAUUGUUUGGAGACA